AUGGAACAGAAGAAGAAAUGUAAGAUUCUUAUUAGCAGAAUCACUCCCAAUUCCGAACCUCAGGCUACCGUCGAGUCCGGAGCCUACAACUUGCACUACCAGAUCUCCAACCAAAUCAUAUACUUGUGCAUUUGUGACAAAACAUAUCCUCGUAAACUUGCGUUUUCCUACCUUGCUGAAGUCUCACACGAGUUUGAAAAUUCCCAUGGCCAGGAAGCUCUUCUGGCUUCAGCACGGCCCUUUGGGUUCAGUUCGUUCGAUAAUUUCUUGAGCAAAACGAAAAAACUUUAUCAGGACCAAAGAGCACAAUCCAAUUUGGACAAGUUGAACAACGACUUGGCCGAUGUCAAGAAGGUGAUGACAAAGAAUAUCGAGGAUUUGCUUUACCGAGGAGAUUCGUUGGACAAGAUGAGCGACUUGUCGUCGAGUUUGCGUAACGACUCCAUCAAGUAUAGAAAGCGGGCCCAGAAAAUCAACUUUGAUGCAUUGUUGAGACAGUAUAUUCCAGUGGUGGGAGUGCUGAUUUUGUUUUUGUUUUUGGUGUGGUACAUGUUGUUGAGACGAUAA
This is a messenger RNA of Meyerozyma guilliermondii ATCC 6260, 567 nucleotides long. It is a transcript of the gene SEC22, whose product is annotated as SNAP receptor. The record is from RefSeq and is a predicted model, not a curated record. The transcript has a single exon. Gene Ontology annotation, biological process: endoplasmic reticulum to Golgi vesicle-mediated transport; vesicle fusion with Golgi apparatus; retrograde vesicle-mediated transport, Golgi to endoplasmic reticulum. Gene Ontology annotation, molecular function: SNAP receptor activity. The coding region runs from base 1 to 567 and encodes 188 amino acids. NCBI's taxonomy places the organism in Eukaryota, Fungi, Ascomycota, Pichiomycetes, Serinales, Debaryomycetaceae. Gene Ontology annotation, cellular component: Golgi membrane; endoplasmic reticulum membrane; SNARE complex.